AUGCAGGACACCGGAUUGACAUGUAGAGAAAGAUGUCGUUUGCAAGGCCACACAGACUCCGUGGUGGAGGUAGCCUUCAGCACAGAUGGGGUGUACGCAGCAACAGGCUCGUACGACGGAACUGUGAGGAUAUGGAAUAGUGGGGAUGGAUCACUUGUACAAUGCUUAGAAGGUCCUUCGAAGGAAGUUGAAUGGAUCCUGUGGCAUCCAAAAGGUCAUGCCAUCCUGGCAGGGUCAAAUGACACCAUGGCAUGGAUGUGGUGGGCGCCGACUGGAAAGGUGAUGCAGAUCUUUGCUGGCCAUGCUGCAGGUGUGUCCUGUGGCUGCUGGGGGCUUGGCGGAAAGGUGGUGGUUACUGGCUCUGAAGACCGCGGCAUCAUCGUGUGGAAUCCACGUGCCGGAACACCACAGCACCACAUUCGCGAGGUGCACGAAAGCUCCAUAAUCUCUAUUUGCUCACACCCCGAGUCUCCGAUUGUGGUGUCCGGAGCUGAAGACGCUACAGCCAAAGUGGUGCAGAUCGAGUCAGGGAAGGUGUUAGCACCGUUGCCUGGUCACAUUGAUUCUGUCGAAGCCGUAGCGUUCAGCAAUUCUUCCAAAGAAGGUCUCUUGCUCCUGGCCACCGGCAGCAUGGAUGGCUCUGUGCAGAUUUGGGACGCAAAGUCCAUGGAACUUAGAUGUACCGCGAAGGAGCACUUUGACAAGGGUGGAGUUGUCAAGCUGAAAUGGCUUCCCGGGUCCUUUUUUUGGAAGUUGGCCAGGAACCGAGGUGUAACAUUAAUUUGA
This is a messenger RNA of Durusdinium trenchii, 786 nucleotides long. The record is from the annotation of a GenBank genome assembly. NCBI's taxonomy places the organism in Eukaryota, Dinophyceae, Suessiales, Symbiodiniaceae.